AACGAAACACGCAAAGUUAAAACUCCUGUCUGAGUCCUUUUCUUUUCCAUGUGAAAGUAAUUGGGAACGACACCCUCAGGGACUGUGCGGGAUUAACUGAAAUGGCGUCUACAACAGCAGGUAAAAUUUUGCUUAAAUUUGUUUAUUCCUAAUAAAUACUUGGAGCGAUAGCAUUGAAAAAUAUCAAUCGUUCUAGCUCUAGAAUCCAAGUUUUCUUCGAGUGUUUGACUCUAUAUAUCGUGCAGAACGCCCAAAGAUAUUACAAAUAGCUUGCGAAAAUUAUUUUUAUAAGAACGUAAAAUUAAUAAAUACUGCAUUCAUAUCCUUUUCAGGAUAACGAUUUACGAGAAAAAAAGGUUUAAAUAGCCUUUUCCAAAAACUUGCCACAAGUUUUGUGGAUGGUGAGCAUGACUGGUUAGUCAUUCGUACCAAAUUGUGGCAUAAACAACCAUGAAAUACGCUUGUUUUUAGACUUGUAAACAGAUCAGGUUGUUUUAUUUUACACUCAGGGAUUAUAGGUGUGAAUUUAUACUGAAUUUCAGGUUGAGAGCUUCCCUUAGAAAUACUAAGAAUUGAGCUCAUGGUCUUUGAGGCUAACGGGCGACAGUUUUGUUGGUUGUUGUUCCAUAUUCGUGUGUUCCACUGGCCGUUUAACGUCGUUGUUUUAGCUUACAGUUAUACCCGCACAAGUUCUUAAAAAUCAGAAUGAUCAUGAUAGCUGUAGAUUUUCUUCAAUUUUAGAUUGUUUCAGGUUCAAAGCGAGUUUUGAUUUCACAGUAAUAAAACAAUUUCUUUUAUCUACCGGUAAAAUUAUUUGAUAUUAUAGAAAGACUGCAGUUAUCGAUCAGUGAUGCAGAAACGAAGGAAAGGGAAUAUUCACUCUUGCCUCCAAAAGAAUCAUAAGAAGGCUUAAUUUCAUUGACAAGCGAUCAUUUGAUGUAUGAAAAUUCUUUAGAAAACUCCAAAUGAAACUAAAAGAGUGACUCAUGUAAACACAGCUCGUUCAUUUUCGAUUUCAAUGUGGAUGCUUCAUUUGUUAGGCUUUCCUUUAAAGAAUUUCUUCGAUCUACUUGCAUGGCUAAAAAGAUGAGGGGCGAUGUGUUUCGCUUCUCUUGUCUCACAUGAAAGACCUCGAGUGAAUCUCAAAUGAUGUUAGCGCUUUUUGACAUCGGUCCAGUUAAUGUCUGGGAGAACAAUAUAUAAGAUGCUUCUUUAAAAAGUUGGCUUGCAAGAAUGGACAUGUAAGGGAUGAUUUUAAGCUAAGAGACAUGGAUUGUGUUGUGGUAUUCAUUCGACAGAAAAAAAGAAUGCCGGUAAAAUUCCCUACUCGAGGUCGUUAUUUUAGUUUAACUCCUCUCUCCUUCUCUCCAAAUCACUGGUAUUUGAAUAGAGGCUACAGAAUCAUCUUUGGAAAUCGAGUUGACCAAGAAAUCAACUCGCAAAGAUGGAACUAGAAAUUCAGAAGGAAAAAAACGUCGGCGGGUGAACACCAUCCACUUGUGGGAAUUUUUACUGGAUCUCCUGGCAAAUGAUGAUUUACGAACUAUAAUAUGCUGGAGUCGAAGAGAAUUCAAAGAAUUUAAACUGAAAAGACCCGAGGAGGUAUCAAGAAGAUGGGGUCUGGUUAAACGAAAGAAGGGAAUGAAUUAUGAGAAACUCAGUCGAGCAUUACGAUUCUAUUAUGGCCAAGGAAUCAUUCAAAAGGUUGGUAUGGUCACCAAGUAUUGGCAGAUGACAAAUGUGCUAACUUGUUACUAUAAACGAUUAACUUAAAGCUUACCUACUGAGGGGAAACGGUUUCUUGUGUAUACCAAAACAAGCCACUGUAGACAGCAUUGCUUGUUUGUGCAUGAUUCUCAAGUGUAAUAGUGAUUAGCAUUUCUAUCCUUUAUUGUUGUUACUGACCUCUUUUUUUAUUAUGAUUGAAAUAUUUAUACAUUUAUUUCAAAGACACACAUCACAUAUGGUAUCAAUGAUACUUCCGUCCAGAAUGCACAAUACCAAUUGUUACUUUUUAUACUACAACAUUGCUUACAAUACUAGAUUGGUAGUACCACCAACUCCAAUACUAGAGUCAACCCUAACACUAACAUUGCCUAUUGGAAAAGGCACAAUGAAGAUGUCAACCAUACAUUCAAUUAAGUUGCAUAUGAUUUAUUUAUCAUAAACAACCUUAAAUGUUGAGAUUACGUAAAAUUUCUUCAUGGAAAACAUAUUCUAUUAAUAAUAUAUUUAACAUUAAUAUAAUAUAAUAAUUAUCUAUUAAGACAAAUUGCUGCCUGUUUCUUAUUGAACCUAAUUUCUUUGUAGUUCCUCGUAGAAAUUUACAUUUCUGUUUCAAAUUUUCAAAUUUCAUUUUGAUCUUAACCAUAAGUUCAGUAAAACUUGAAAAAAUUAAGAAAAUCAAUCCCACACACAUAAUAUACAUAAUUUGGCUAUCAAUACGAGAUAAUUCCUUGAUUCGCUUUUUUUGUCGUUGUUGAUGGGUCAAGUAAGUAAUGCGAUGUUUGAUUUUUUUUUAAGUUUUUAUUUUUAUUUUUUUCAAUAUAUUAUACUUACAUAUGUACUUACACUAUACUUACUUCUUACACGAUGCUUACACUACAUUAACUUGCACUACUUACAAUACAUAUAUUACAAUACAAUUACACCAGUCAAAUUGAAUUACAGUUGAUCUAUUUGCGUUAUUGUUUGCAUGUUAAUUGUUCCAGUCACUAAUAAGAAUUUUGUUUGUUAAUUAAACUACAUAGGGUAUUAAUUUUCUAGAAUUUAAUAGAUUAUUAAAUAAAUAGGUAGCGAAAAGAAACAAAUCAAAAUACAAAAGUUGAGAAGAAAAAGGAUACAAUACAAUUUUAUAAAGACAGAAAAUAUUCCAUUUGUUCCUGAAUUCCUUCUCCUUAUUAUAAGUGACUGCAAUAUAUUAUUCUAGAUUAAUUUUUUCGCGCACAAGUGAGACAAAAUCAUCGAAUUGGUACGUUACGGUAUUAAAAGCGUUAACAUGUAAGAAAUAUUUACCCAAAAUAACGAGAUGGUUGAGGGCUAAACAGUAGGUGUGACAGCGAAUAAUUCCGAACAUAACCUCUAGUUCUGGUGUUUAAUUUUUGUACUUUAUGACCUGUUGCACCUUUGUGAUUUCUACCUAUGUUUUAGCACAGGGCACAUGGUGCAUUUUAUUAUAUCAUAGCUUUAAAGGAUAGGAAUUUGGAAUAACCAGAGAAGCCCUCCUCCAGCCAGAUAAUUGGUUUGGCGGGAUACGGGAUGCGGGAUGCGGGAUGCAAGUCUGUACCUUCCUCUAUAACAAUCCACAUGAUUGUACGUCUGGCUUAUAUAUCUAUACAUUUUUUAUUUUUUUAUCUUUUUCAUGUUCUCCAGAUUCCUGGCCAACCUUUCACUUACAAGUUCGACAGGCUGCCUUACAAAUAUGAGCCAAGAGUCUCAAAGUCAAGUGAUCAAGAAAGCAAAACGAGUUCAUCCAACAGAGAACAAGAGAAAAUUUCAUCUGAUAAGUCUACAUUACAUAAAACUGGACAAUCCUCACUCUCGUCUUCAUCUGAGCAGUCAACACUUUCUCCUGCCGAGACUCCCCGGGGGAGAUGUACAUCCCCCUGUCUGGUAGCCAUACUUGCAGAGUCAGCACAAGCGAGCCGGGAGACAGUUGAAUAUUGUUCUCCUCAAGAAAGCAAUAUUUCAAGCUUCAGAAAAAAAAGAAAAAAGAUUGAAAGCUAUCGUCCCCAAAGUUGUCUAAAGCGAAAUCAAAUGAAUUCAACUAAGGCUACACCGGUCCCAGUAAUAAAACGAGUUGCCUCAUACAAUUGUCAAUGAACAAAUUUCUUAUCAUCAAAAUAGCUGCCUUUUUGUGAAUGAAAUUCAAGAUAAAGCUGAACAAACUAUCGCAUGUGGGAAAUAUCCAGGGUGAAAUAACAGUGUUAUAAACCGCAGCCAGGACUCAGUCUUUUAAAAGCUCGACAGUUUUGUCAGGUUGCAGAUUUCUUGGAUGUGAGAUGAACAUUUAUCAAUUUUGCUGUUGUUUUGUCGGAAACUCUCGUGGCCAAUCAAGCAACCAUUCGUUAAGUCUGUUAUGUACAGGUUUUAAACAUUCUUAUUUUCUCAUUUUGUAGGUUGCAGGCCAGAGAUUAGUGUACAAGUUUAACGAACUGCCAUAUAAGUGUGAACCCGGUGUAACGAGAUCUCUUUACCAAGGGAACAGAAUCAAGGCUUCCAUCCAAGAACCAACGAAAUCUAAAGAAGCCGACCCCACCCCUCCCAAGACAAAUACUAACACUUCACUGUCAGCUUUUACUCCAGUUCGAGGACAUCCCAAAAAGAGCUGGUCUUGGCCGCUUCUUUCCACGCCAUCGAAUCCUUUCGUUUUGUACCCAGGUUCCACUCCUAACACGCCUACAAUAUUUGACAGCUCUAAGACAAUGAUCGUAUUCCCGUUUGGUCCCAGUCCACCUGUGCGCCAUACAUUACCGUUGCAUUUGAAACGGGAACACGAUGAACCUGUUGGUAAAAUGAUAACUGCUGAAGUUACUUCGAUUCCGGUCUCGAUCUUUCAGCGUGUCUAACGCACGUUGAUAUCGAGAUUUAGGACACACCUCACAGCUUUUUUUCCAUUAGAAAAAACAGGACUUAAAAACAGGACAACAUAUUAGAUUAAAGUAUCUUGACCUAAAGUCGUUCUACCUUAUAACAGAUUAUUCAAUUACUUAUCCUGCUUUUAUAUUCGUUUAGUCUCCUCCACUUUAAAGUAGUCUGAAUAAUAGAAAAAUUGCCACUAAGUUUUCCAGCUCGAUGGGAUAACAUCGAGCUGAAAAGAGUAAGUCAUCAUCUCAGGUUAUCCUUCCAAUACUUUAA
Messenger RNA from Pocillopora meandrina, 4857 nucleotides. Lineage: Eukaryota; Metazoa; Cnidaria; Anthozoa; Scleractinia; Pocilloporidae. The record is from the annotation of a GenBank genome assembly.